GUUACGACAAAAUGUACAGAAUUAAUCAUAUAGUCGCACUAUCGAGUGAAAUGCUCGUGUGUCGCUUGCUGAGGAUUUGUCAUUCGACGCGUUUAUUUGCACAAUGCAACUUCGAAUUUGUUUAAACAGAAGUGACAUAAGUUGAUAUACUGGAAAAUCAAGGGACGACAAAUUAAUAUAAGAUGAUACUGUACUCGGUAAUCGGAGGCUAUAUGUUAACGUCGAUGAUACUUUUUAAAUAUCCGACGUUAAUACACAAAAAGAAAAAAGUAAAAUUUUUGUGUCAACAUAUCAGCCACAGGGGAGGCGCAGGCGAAGGCUACGAAAAUACAAUGUACGCGUUCAAACGAGCUGUUGCGAUUGGAACAGAAAUGCUAGAAUUGGACUGUCAUCUCACCAAAGAUGGAGAAGUAGUUGUGUCUCACGAUCAAAAUCUUUUGCGUAGCACAGGCAUAAAUAAGAACAUUUCUGAAGUGAAUUACAAAGAUCUACCACUUUUGAAACUGUGCCUUCCGAUAGAUUUUGAUCCAGGUGCAGAAUAUAUUGGACCGGAGAAGGAGGAAGAGAGACGGUUUGCUCUCUUGAAAGAAGUAUUCGAGGCAUUUCCCAAUCUGCCAAUCAAUAUAGAUAUUAAAAUUAACGACGACCAACUUAUAUCGAAGGUGUCCGACUUGAUAAAGCAAUACAAUCGCGAGGAAUAUACAGUAUGGGGGAAUUUUAAUGAUGAGAUAACACAGAAGUGUUAUAAAACGAAUCCAAACAUAAAUGUCUUAUUUUCCAUGCAACGCGUAGCCUUGUUAAUACUUCUUUUGUAUACUGGUUUAUUGCCGUUUGUGCCUCUGAAGGAAACACAUCUGGAAAUAUUUCUACCUUCCAUUUAUAUAAGGCGCCAGAGAAUUCCAAAUUCAACGUUUAUACCUUUAGGGAAGGUACUUGUGCGUGUUAUUAAUGUACUACUAAUGAGGCCAUGCUUAUUCAAUCAUUUAAGAGCUCGUGGGAUACAUGUUUAUUUUUGGGUCUUGAAUAAAGACGAAGAAUUUCAAAAAGCCUUUGAUCUUGGAGCAACGGGUGUAAUGACAGAUUAUCCCACAAGAUUACAAUUGUUUUUAAAGAAUCAUUCAUUUGAUAAAACAAAUAAUGAAUAGUGUACUACAGAAAUGAAUGUAAAGGUUUUAUGGUGCAGCCAAAGAUCAGAACAGCGUAAUCAACAAAUUCCACGCGCAAAAAUAUCUUAUAAAGUCACUAUUUCUGUACGUUUUAUAUUAACAGUAUUAUCCUUUUGUAUAUUCUACGAUUAACAAAGUGCAAUUCAGUGUUACUAAUAAUAGCUACUAUAAGUACCGCACACUAAGCUUAACUAUGAAAUACUAAAUAAUACUUGUCUGAAAUUUGUUGCAACAUGCCCUUAAAUAUUAAAAAUUUAUUCGUAUAUAGAUACUUUUUUAAUUGAUACAGCAAUCAAUUAUUAUUUCUAUUAUAUAUAUAUUCGUUACUAAUUUUAAUAUGACAUUUUUAUGAACUAAUAAAAGGGUGUAGAGGCUUAUUUUUUUAAUAUAUAGAAAGAAGACAUUUCACCAAUAUUGCAGAUAGCUUUCUCAAUCAAGAUCACCCGUUACAGCCCUAGCCGCGAAAGCUUUGAAAAUCUUAUAGAAAAACAUUUUGUAACAUUCAAUUAUAUUUAUUUCUAACUUUCCACAACAAUCCCACAGAACUUCAGUAUUAAUCUAUUUCCUAUUUAAAUUAUAUGUUCUUUUUUUAUUGUUUAAGCAGUCGUUAAUAAUGUUGCAAGAAAUUACCUGUCAUAGUACAAUUUGUAAAUUCAAUGCUAUUACAAACUAAUGUAAAAUAAUAUAUUUUUUACAGUUAUUUUAGAUAUAAUUACAGGAAUGCUAAAAACGUGUCUUAUGUAUACUGAUAUAUUACUUGUAUGAAAAUAAGCUCGAGCUAUGUACAAAUGUAAUUUCGUAUCUAGAAUAAAUUUGAACACAGUCAUCAGUUCAAACAUAUAUUAUUACUGGUGUUAAACAUAUAAAAAUAAUUCGAUACUGAAUUACACCAUUUAUAAAUUUCCUGUUUGAGAACUGCUUCUAUAAUUUUAAAGAGAUUUCUAUUCACCGUUACU
Messenger RNA from Colletes gigas, 2122 nucleotides. Its product is annotated as lysophospholipase D GDPD1-like. Gene Ontology annotation, molecular function: phosphatidylcholine lysophospholipase A1 activity; phosphoric diester hydrolase activity. Bases 183 to 1145 code for a protein of 320 amino acids. Gene Ontology annotation, cellular component: endoplasmic reticulum membrane. Gene Ontology annotation, biological process: glycerophospholipid catabolic process. Lineage: Eukaryota; Metazoa; Arthropoda; Insecta; Hymenoptera; Colletidae. The transcript has 7 exons. The record is from RefSeq and is a predicted model, not a curated record.